AUAAAGUUUCAUUAUUCACCAGUAGUACUGAAAAAAAAUUGUAACAUUAGUUUCCACAAGCGUGCAGUGGGAGUUUUUCAAAAAAAAUUUCUAACAACGAUCAAAAUUUCAGUUGUUAUGUUUAUGUGUGUUGCAAGUUCUGACACGGUUUGAAACGGCAAUGGCAUAGGUACACUUUUUACAGCAAAAGAAAAAAAAGGAAAAGGAAAAUGAAUUUGUGUUCCACCUGACACAAUCACGUGAUCUCCCACAUCCAACAACAUAGUCUCACCUUGUCUUGAGUUUUGACUCACGCGCCAUCUUAGUUUUGUUUUGUGUUCCUUUUGCUGUUAUUCGCUGUCGUUGAUUGUUACUAUUCACACACUUGCCCUCACUCACUGUGUGUAAGGCUUCACCUUCCCCUCCCAGAUCUUCUUCCAUAGGUGCAAGGAAAUGGGUGUCAUCUCUCGGAAGAUCUUCCCAGCAUGUGGGAACAUGUGUGUUUGCUGUCCAGCUUUGAGGUCAAGAUCACGCCAGCCAGUCAAACGAUACAGAAAACUGCUUGCUGAUAUAUUCCCUAAGUCCCCUGAUGAGUCUCCAAGUGAAAGGAAGAUUACCAAAUUAUGUGAAUAUGCUGCAAAAAACCCUUUCCGGAUUCCAAAGAUAGCAAAAUAUCUUGAAGAAAGGUGCUACAAAGAACUCAGAUAUGAGCACAUCAAACUGGUCAAUAUCAUAGCAGAAUCCUUCAACAAGUUGCUUUCCAUUUGUAAGGUGCAGAUAGCGUAUUUUGCUGUUGAUGUGCUUAAUGUAAUUUUGGAGCUCUUGAGCUAUUCUAAGGAUGAGACCAUUCAGACACUUGGUUGCCAGUGCUUAUCAAAGUUCAUCUACUGUCAGAUGGAUGCUACUUAUACUCAUAACAUUGAAAAGUUGGUGCCGAAAGUGUGCAUGCUAUCACGGGAACAUGGUGAAGCAUGUGAAAAGCGCUGCUUGAGGGCAUCAAGCUUGCAAUGCCUUUCAGCAAUGGUUUGGUUUAUGGCCGAAUUUUCACAUAUUUUUGUAGAUUUUGAUGAGAUGGAAAUAUCUGGGAAUUCAAAUCAUCCAAGGUUUUGGAAUCAGCGCUUAAUUCUAGCUUCUGUGAUACAUCAUCUGGACCACAAAAAUGUCAUGAAUGAUCCUCAACUUAAGACCUGUGUUAUUCAGGUUGCCACAUCUUUGGCUAUGCAAAUUAGAUCUGAGAGUGGCUUGGCAGAGAUUGGUUUUGUUGGUGUCCUUUGCAGACAUCUUAGGAAAAGCCUUCAAGCCUCUAGUGAAUUUGUUGGAGAGCAAGAAUUGAACUUAAAUAUCUCACUUCAAAAUUCCAUUGACGAUUGCUUACUAGAAAUUGCCAAUGGGGUAAUUGAUGCCCAGCCACUUUUUGACUUGAUGGCGAUAAACCUAGAAAAUAUUCCAUCCGGUGUUGUUGGUAGAGCAACCAUUGGAUCUCUGAUCAUCCUUGCUCGUGCAGUCACUUUAGCAUUAAGUCACUUACAUUCAGAGCAGGGAUUUCCUGAAGCUCUUCUUGUGCAACUCCUAAAAGUAAUGUUGCAUUCAGAUGUGGAGGCUCGUGUCGGAGCACACCUUAUAUUUUCCAUUCUUCUUUUUCGAAGUUCCUUCCAUACGAAUGAGAUUUCCUCUCUGCGGUCCAGAUAUCUAGGUCAACACAACAAAAGGCAUUCUCAUGCUCCAUCUGUGUCUGCAUCUGCUUCAAUUACAGCUUUACUUGAAAAGCUCCGCAGAAACAGAAACACCAAGGCAGAAAAUCAUGUGAAUAUUGUUCAUGAUCAAGAAAGGGAUAUUGUGGCAGAAGACUGGAAGCAGGGCUGUGGCUUAAAGAAUUCUCCUAACUUUUACAAACUCACUUCUAUCAUUGAUAAGGCUACAGGAUCACCAAGUUUGACUGACACAGAACCAUAUGUUAUGAAACUAACUGAAGAUCAAAUGGCCCAGCUGCUUUCUGCCUUUUGGAUUCAAGCUGAAAUAGGAAGUUGUGAAAUAGGAAGUAAUAUUCUAUGUUGAACUGGAGCAUGUUUGAACCGCUUCCGAUAGAGCAAGUUGAAGCUCUUCUUGCUCACAAAGCGCGUCUCAACAAAUUCACCAAACAGUUUCAGUCUGAUUCACCUUUCAUCAAUUAUUCACAAGCACAUCAAAUGUCUUCUGCGGUCAGCUCCGAUGGUUUUUCUCUGCCAAACAAGACAAAUCCAAAGAGUUUUCCCGCUUUUUGUGGUGGAUCUGACCGUGGUAGUGGUAGUUCUCACUGCCGUGGUGGUGGUGCUGGUCGUGGCCACAGCAGUGGUCAUUUUGCCAACUUCCAGAGUCAGGUGUGUUUCAAAUUUGGUCACACUGCUUCUGUUUGCAAUUACCACUAUGAUCAGUAUUAUCAACCAAACUUGUCCUUUGUUCUUCAUGAUCCUCUCGGUCCAAGUUAUUCUCAGAUCACUUCCACUCAAACUUCAAAUAACUACACCAGUUAUUCACAAAAUAGUAACAGUUCUGGCCAAAACUCUGGUGAUACUAGACCUGCUAAUGUUUGGACUAAUACCAAUUACAAAUCUGUCAGUAACAAUCCUCAGUCCAAUCAUAGUGCUAUUCACAAACACUCAACCUCAAUCCAAUUCUACCAAUUGGAUUCUAGAUUCUGGUGCUUCAUUCUAUGUUACUGGUGAAUCUCAAAACAUUCAGCAACUAGAGCCUUUUGAAGGUCCUAAUCAGAUAUUCAUAGGCAAUGGUCAAGGUUUGCAAAUCCACUCUUCUUUGGAGAAUUGGCAUUCAACCAUGCAAUUGGAAUAUGAAGCUUUAAUAAAGAAUCACACUUGAGAUCUAGUACCUCUUCCAUCAAACAGGAAUGCUAUUGGUUGUAAUGGGUUUUUAGGGUCAAGGAAAAUGCAGAUGGCUCUAUUAACAUAUUUAAAGCAAGACUGGUUGCCAAAGGUUAUAAUCAAGUACAAGGUUUUGGUUUUUCAGAAACCUUUUCUCCAGUUGUGAAACCUGUCACUAUUAGGCUUACUUUAACUAUAGCAAUCACAAAUUAAUGGAUGCUGGCUCAGCUAGAUGUUCUAAGAUAAAUUGAGAGAAAUUUUGUGUAACAGAAAGAGAGAAUCUCAUAUUAUUGAGUAUCACAAAAGUUAGUCAGAGUUAGUUACAAAGAGAUAUAUUUAUAGGACUCUGAACUAAGAGAGUGCAGCUGUUAAUAGCUAAGACGGAGGUGCUGUUAGCAAAAGCUAACAGCUCUUACUAAACUGUUUUAACAGUUGUACAUAUGUACACUCUAAUAGAUGCCAACAAUGCCUUUCUUAAUGGCUUGCUUAAUGAGACUGUCUAUAUGACUCAACCUCCUGGUUUCCAACAAUCCAAUCCUUCUCUGGUCUGCAAACUAAAUAAAGCCUUGUAUGGGCUCAAGCAAGCCCCAAGACAGUGGUUUGAGAGCCUGCAGUCUGCUUUGAUUCAGUUUGGAUUUGUUGCUAGUAAAUGUGAUCCAUCUCUAUUUGUUUACAAGACUUCCUCUCGCACUGUAUCUUUUGGUUUAUGUGGAUGAUAUUAUAAUAACUGGCAGUUCCACUAACUUGGUUCACCAUCUGACUUCACAACUUAAUUCAAAGUUUUCUCUCAAACAACUUGGUCUGCUAGACUAUUUUUUGGGAAUUGAGGUUAAGACUCUUCGUGACAGAUCAUUACUUCUCACUCAAAGGAAAUGCAUCAGAGGUUUGUUGCAGAAAACUUCUAUGUCAGAAGCUCAACCUAUUUCCUCCCCUAUAGCUUCCAGCUGCAAACUUACUAAAACAGGUUCAGACCUCUUUUCUGAUCCUACUCUAUAUAGAUCUGUAGAGGGUGCCCUACAGUACUUAACUAUUACUAGACCUGAGAUCAGCUACUCAGUUAAAAGAGUUUGUCAGUUUAUGGCCAAUCCUUUAGACCCUCCUUGGACUGCAGUAAAAAGAAUCCUAAGAUACUUGAAAGGUACAAUGUUGCAUGGAUUACACCUUAGACCUGCUGCUCUGGGGAAACCUUAUCCUCUUCGUGCUCUCUGUGAUGCUGAUUGGGCUUCUGAUAGUGAAGAAAGAAGAUCCACGUCUGGUUCAGCCAUCUACUUUGGUCCUAAUCUCAUUUCUUGGUGGUCCCGAAAGAAGCAAGUUGUUGCAAGGUCCAGUACAGAGGCAGAAUAUCAAAGUUUGGCUCAAACUACUGCUGAAUUAUCUUGGAUUCAGACCCUUUUAACUGAGCCACAAGUUCCUUUCAUCACUCCCAUUAUCUUCUGUCAUAAUCAGAGAGCAGUUGCUAUAGCCAAUAAUCCUGUUCUUCAUGCUCGGACCAAGCACAUGGACAUUGACAUCUUCUUUGUUAGAGAAAAAGUCUUGUCCAAGCAGCUGGUUGUUCAUCAUAUUCUGGCUCUUGAUCAGUGGGCAGAUGCUCUCACCAAGCCCCUCUCUCCAACCAGAUUUUUAUUUCUAAGGACCAAACUCAAUGUGCUUGAGACUCCUUCAAAGUCUCAUCCACCUUGAAGGGGGGUAUUAGAGUAUUGUACAAAGAGUUGCAGUGUUCAACUACACUCUCAAUCAAGCCAGUUAGUUAGAAGUUAGUUAGGAGUUAGUUUUCUGUUAUGAGUGUUAGUAAGUUAGUUGGUGAAUUAGUUGGUCAUAACUAAUCACUCAGAUCUAUAAACAGAGGCUAAUACUCAUUUUUCACUUCUUCAUUCUAAACUUUUCUCUCUCAAAAUAUCUCACUUGUAUGAUCUGUUAGAACUCUUUUACAGCUUAUGUCUUUCUAGUAGAAUAAACACGAGCUAAAUUGUUCAGCUCA
Messenger RNA from Glycine soja, 4812 nucleotides. RefSeq lists its product as uncharacterized. The transcript has 13 exons. Bases 433 to 2034 code for a protein of 533 amino acids. The record is from RefSeq and is a predicted model, not a curated record. Lineage: Eukaryota; Viridiplantae; Streptophyta; Magnoliopsida; Fabales; Fabaceae.